AUGAGCUGGACAUUUAUGGCAGGCUCAAAACGCUUCAGGGACGUGGGCGGCGUGUCUCUCUAUCACAGGUCGGCGUUGGUCGAGACGUCAGAGAGUCAAAUAAAGGUCAUGCUACUCGCGGCAUAUCGCCCCAUGCUCAACCUGAAUAUCGUACAUGAGGACUGGAAGCUAGACAACUUUAACCUCGUUGAUGGCAGGAUUGUCUUUCUGGACUUGGAAUUAGCCUCUGAGCUGGAUCACGACCGUGAGUACGCUGCAGAGAUGGGCUAUGCUGCGCUUCUGGAAAAAUGGAACGUAUUCCGAAUGCAGUAUGAGGAGUACGGCGAGGUUGAGUGA
Cordyceps fumosorosea ARSEF 2679 is the source of this 336-nucleotide messenger RNA. Its product is annotated as Protein kinase-like domain protein. The transcript has 2 exons. Bases 1 to 336 code for a protein of 111 amino acids. NCBI's taxonomy places the organism in Eukaryota, Fungi, Ascomycota, Sordariomycetes, Hypocreales, Cordycipitaceae. The record is from RefSeq and is a predicted model, not a curated record.